GUAGCGUGGCGCGCCAUGACGCAAAGAGGCGGAAGUGGCGGCGGUUGCCGGGGUAACCAACGCCGGGCGGCCUGCGGGUGCUGCGGCCAUGGGCGAGCUGGGGGCGGACGAUGGGGCCGGGAAUACGUACAGCCUGCGGCCCGGCCUGCAGCGCCGAUUUAAAUCAUCCACGGUCAAAGAAUGCAUCCAUGCAAUACUGAAGGAGAAGCUGGCCAACGUACAGUACGUCCCCGAAGAAAUGCCUCAGCUUACAAAGUCUUUGUCAGAGAUAAUAAAAGACAGACUGAAAGAGGAAGGAUUUGACAGGUACAAAAUGGUGGUUCAGGUUGUGAUAGGAGAGCAGAGAGGAGAAGGAGUGAAUAUGGCUGCGCGAUGUUUCUGGGAUGCCGACACUGACAGCUACGCUCACGAUGUGUUCAUGAAUGUGGGGAGAGGAAGCACAAGAGAUAAAGUCUUAUAUGCUUUGCUGAACUUCUGUUACGGAGUAUACCUGGAAUCCAGGACUGAGCAAAAGUCAAGGACAGCCUGUUUUGUGUGGUAGCUGCAUUUGGCUGCUUCUACUAUUGAAGAUGGUAAAUAUUGCACAGAAGGACAGAGGUGGGAGAGAACACUUUAGGGUGGUUUUUUGUUAAAGUGCACAAAACCAUCAUGUUCUUCCUUUAGUACCUAACAAAAUAACAGCUCUACAAAGCACAUCCUACACCUGUCCUACACACUACAACAUUCCUUCUUUCUUGUGGAUAUUGACAGAGCUUUAAGCACAAUAGUAUUAUGUCCUUUAUUUAAAUCACCCUUUGUUUUUAUAUAGUGUGUUGGGUUUGUCCUAAAAAAGUGUUUUGCCAAUUGCCAUUGUUUCUAAGGCAAACCCAACUUUUGUCUUGAAAGGGUUCUGUUGCUUCUAUUUUUGUUAAUUUUCAGAAAUGAAUGAGAUAUUUAUAAGAAAUGUAACACAAUAAAUUUAUGUAUUUAAUA
This is a messenger RNA of Columba livia (rock pigeon), 972 nucleotides long. It is a transcript of the gene DYNLT2B, whose product is annotated as dynein light chain Tctex-type 2B. The transcript is spliced from 6 exons. Gene Ontology annotation, molecular function: dynein intermediate chain binding. The record is from RefSeq and is a predicted model, not a curated record. Gene Ontology annotation, biological process: microtubule-based movement. Gene Ontology annotation, cellular component: cytoplasmic dynein complex; cytoplasm. The coding region runs from base 89 to 541 and encodes 150 amino acids. Lineage: Eukaryota; Metazoa; Chordata; Aves; Columbiformes; Columbidae.